Messenger RNA from Cheilinus undulatus (humphead wrasse), 3760 nucleotides. RefSeq names its product ADP-dependent glucokinase 2 (gene adpgk2). The coding region runs from base 17 to 1486 and encodes 489 amino acids. Gene Ontology annotation, cellular component: endoplasmic reticulum. NCBI's taxonomy places the organism in Eukaryota, Metazoa, Chordata, Actinopteri, Labriformes, Labridae. Gene Ontology annotation, biological process: glucose metabolic process. Gene Ontology annotation, molecular function: ADP-specific glucokinase activity. The transcript is spliced from 7 exons. The record is from RefSeq and is a predicted model, not a curated record.
AGCUGGUCACUGAGCGAUGGAGGGGGGAGGCAGGGUUUCGUGGGUUAAAUAUGGGCCUCUUGUGUCACUGUUGGUGGUUCUUUUAGCCCUGUGGUUCCGGUCACCCCAGAAUGCCGUGCUGGACGACCGGCUGGACACCGUGCUGUCCUCCCUGCUCCGGGCUGAACGUAAAGUUGGGAUGAACAACAUCGCGAGACCGAGAGUGGCAGUCGGUUUUGGAGGCUGUGUGGAUUUGAUUGUGGACGGUGUAUCAUUGCUUAAUAAGAUUGGCCUCCCUCCUACAGACCAGCCACUUCAUCAUAACUACAUAGAAAAUGCAGUGCAGUUGGCUGAGAGCUUCGCCUACUUCUUCGCACCAGGAGCUGCUGCAGAGCGUUUCAUGUUAAAUGAUACCCUCUUCAGCGAGCUGGUUGAAGCAUCCCGUGACUUACCUGGAAACAGAUGGUCUGUAGGCGGUAAUGCCCCAGUAAUGGCUGGUCGCAUGGCAACAGAGGGAUGUGACGUUUUGCUGGGGGGGAGUUUCAGCCCUGAUUUUACUGAUGUCCUGUCCCAGCACAUUACAGUGGCAGGUAACAUUAUAGAAGAGCCAGACAUUCAUCUGAUCCUGGAGUAUCCAUCAGGGGCCCGCUGGGGGCCCCUUACCUCACGAAGAGCCAACAGAUACAUCGUCCACAGUGAUGACCAUAAUCCAUACCUGGACUCCAUGGAGGAGUUUGCUGGUAAAUUAGAAGACUUCCAACCUGAUCUGCUGGUGGUGGGGGGACUACAGAUGAUGGACAACUUUCCCUUCCAUGCAGGUGAGCGUGAUGCUCUCCUCUCCCGCCUGGCUGACCUCCUGUCCACCUCAUCUCCAAAGCUUGGGGUCCAUUUUGAGAUGGCCAGUUUUGUUGAAGAGAGUAUAAUGGAAGACCUUCUUCAUUACGUCAUUCCUCGUGCUGACUCUUUGGGGAUGAAUGAACAGGAGCUUCCAAAUCUGCUCAGUCUCCUUAAAGGCUCCAACAUCACGGUGUUGUCGGACCCAAACCCCCGUGUAGCUACUGUCCUUGACCAGAUGCGGGAGGUCUACCGCAUUUUAAACCAGCGCUACAAAGACAGUAGGGGAGAAACAAACAACGGUGAGGGUAAGCCACUGACAAGGCUUCAUGUCCACACGCUGGCCUUUCAGGCCAUGAUUGUGACACGAGGCUCCCAGUGGAAGAACACCAUGUCAGCCACCGCCAAAGCCUCUCUCACAGCAAACCGCCACGUCUGUGGCUCCAAUGACAUCGACCCAAGUAAGGCAAGGCUAAUCAUGGACGACUCCUUCUCAGUGAGCCGACAGGAGGGCAGCCAGCGGAUCCCUCUACAGGAGAGCAGGCCUGUCAGCUGCUGGGAUGAGGAAAACUACGAGAUCUGUGUAGCUCCAGUGCUGGUGUGCACUGAGGUUUAUCAGACUGCAGGUGGAGGGGACAACAUCUCAGCUGCAGGUCUGGUGCUGCAGAUCUAAAGAAGGACACUGAAAGGUCUGUCUGGUGUUUGCAAAAUGUGACAGAAGACUUUAUCUACCUGUAAUGCAAAGUAGCCCUUUGAAAUCAGGCUAAUGCUCGUACCCUAACAGCUCAAGGUGAACCAUCAGAGAAUCCCAUUUCAUCCUCAGGAGUCAGGUGUGGGAUUACAGUGGCUUUAUGUCAAGUCAGACCUUUAGGUAUUGAACAUAAGGGCUCAGUUCUUGAUAUAAUACUUUAAAUUUACACAGCCUGUGCCUGAGUACAAAACUUUUAUGUCCUUUUUAAAGGAAACACUGCCCUACUCUGUCUUGUUAUGAUUCAUCACAGCCACUUACUGUAUAUUAAUAUGGACGAUGUAACUCUGGGUCUUUCCAUAGAACAAAAGUGAGGCCAGCCCUCCAUUUUUGUUACAUUUUCCCUUUUAUUUACUCCUUAUUGAGCCACAUUGGUCAACAGAGAUCGUCAAUCUUUAAGAUGCAUCUGCUUUAUUUUUUUUACCUUUGAAUGCUAGCCUAAAUAAAACUACUCAGAAAUUAUUAACACACAUACAUCAGCAGGAUAACUGCUAUCAAGUAAAACUCUGUUUGACAAAAAUAAAUUUUAUGUGUAUCUCAUCUUUAAAGUUUGACCCAUCUGUUAAUUUGAAGGAGGCAAGGUCUAUGACUGUACAUUUCUACAUUUUGGGCAUCACUCUUAGGCAGCUGUUGCUCUAUCCAUCUUAAUAUACAGACUAUGAUUUCACCCAACAUCUUUGCAAAGUCACUGUAACCUUUCAUCUGACUCCUGUCCUACUACUCGUUUUCUCAAAGGCCUGUCAGGGGUUGUCCUUCAGCCAGAGAGAGAUAAUGAGGGAUGGGAUUUGCAUCAAGUCAUGAAAACACCAGGAUGUUUUUAAAGGUCUACACAGGAAGGCCUGUGCUUGGUGUUAUCAGGACAUAUAUUUUUGUUUGUUUGUGACAAAGCUGCUGUAUGAUAUUCUGAAUUUAUUUUAACCUGUGACUUUACUAUGCAGCAAAGGAGAUGUUUAAUUACUGAAAUUGCUGGAUCUUCUCUUUGUUCAUCAGGUGUUGUCACCACUAAUCAGGACAGUGACAACCCUUGCCUUGCAGUAAAGGUAGAGAAGUUUAAAAGGUUAACUCUCCUGCCUCUGUCCUCUUUUGUCCCAUUCUGAAAGGCAAACAACAUUAAGGUAGUAAAGGUGAUCACAUCCAUUCUUCCUGAUAUAUGUGAAAAAUGUUACGAAUUGGUUGGUUGUGUUUAGAUGGUCAUUCCUCUGCAUGUUGCAGUGAAAUGAUGUAACAACAAUGUAAAGAGACCACUGUCGGUAGCUGGAUAUGAUGUCAAAAAUCUCUUCUCUACCUCUAUUGUUGGUCAUACUUUCCUUCUUUUCUUCUCCUUGUGUCUACUCACUGCUCUUUUUUAAGGACCAAAUCACAGGUUUGGACAGUCAAUGACAACACUGAUGCAAACAAGUUGUUGUUUAUUUCAUUUUUAGUUGCAAAAGUUGCAACAUGAAACUUGUAAAUGUGAGUUGAAGUUAUGGUGUUUCUCACCAUGAAACCCCUUAACAUAUGGAGUAGUUGACCACACAGAAAAUAUCGUCUUUUAUACUUUAUCUUUCUUUCUUGGAUGAAGAAACAGACAUCUUUCAGUUUCAAACUGUUUUGUCAAAGCCACUACUUUCUGAAUUUCUUUCUUAUGAAGAGAUAGAAAUACUAUACCUCUACAUGGCUACCCACUAUUUUCGGGGUUUAAAUCACUUAAACAUUAAAUCUGAUGAUAGUGAAAUAACUUUAACUCUAAAGAUUUCUACAUUCCAUAAUAAGCCCAACUUCAGUGAUUUUAUGCAGAUAAAAGUUUGAUGAUAAUGUAUCAACAUGCCAUAUUUUUCUGUUUUUUCUUUUCCCUUUAACAGUUAUGUAAAACUGAAUGUUAAAUCCUUUUUCCCUGAGGAACAUUUGUAUUCAUGUUACAAUGCAUCAACUCUCGAGUUAAGGGAAACUGAAGAACUUAAGGGUGAAGACAUCCCUUCAGUUCUUUUCUCUGUAUAUUGAAACUGUACUAAUUUAAAGGUGUGGUUGAAUUAUGUUGAAGGUAAAUGAGCCUUACUCUGUUUUGAUUUUUGUUUUUUAGUGAAAAGGGAAUGUUUAAUAGAGAAUUUUUCCAUAACUGUAUGCUGAGCUCCUAUUUCCUGAUGCCUUUGUCUUACACAGAGAUUGAAAACAAAAUCUUACGGGUCAUUGUUUUACUGUGAAAUGAAAAACUUAAGCAUG